UGUUUAAAGUGGCUAGUGAUUACAUUUAUUACUUCCAAUUUUUUAUUAUUAAAGUGGCUCGAGAUUUUAGUCAGUAUGUUGUCAGCAGCCACUGAAUGUUAGUGAUGUGAUGGCCUUGAGAUAGAAGCUGUUUUUCAGUCUCUCGGUCCCAGCUUUGAUGCACUGGGCCCACUGUCUGGUGGACAGUUUCCUGUCCAUACCGGACGCCAGCGUGACUUCACAGUUCCAAGGCCAGGACCAGCUGAGUCAGCGAGGGGCAGGGGGUGAGUCAGCAGGCAAGCCAGGGCAUGGGAGCUCAGUGAGGUAUGUGGUGCCCCCCUGACAACUGGCACACCUGUGCAGUUAGGAUGGUGCCUGCCCCCUUAACCUCGCCCCACACAUCUGUCCUGCUGUGGCCUUUCACUGACCAGGGAGUCCUCUUGAUAACCUUUUCUUGAUUACCGUUUUUAAAUUGACAAAUUUCAACUGGGUCGUCGGCAGAAGUUGUAAGUUGAGUGAAAUGAAGGCUAAGACUUUGAAUAGCAGGACCAAUGGAGUCAGCAAUGGUUUCGUCCUCUGAAGCGCUCGCUAGACGAUUCAUCUGCUGCCACAAGCACAUCCUUCUGAGGGCCAAGUCCAGUAGUGAUAGAGUGGCAGAGUAGGGUCAUCACUGGUGAACAGAAAGGCAUUGAAGGAGCCGUUUGGGGAUGGGGAGAAUGUUCGCCUGGGCAGCCAGGAGAAAGACGUUCCCGAUAAAAUGCUAGAUUUGUUAAGUAAACUCGAGAUUCCACUUAUCAUGAGAGUGUCCAUCGGACUCAUAAACACACCCUUCUGAGGCCAAAGCGUCAUAGGAGCUGAGCCAGCAAGCCCAAGGGCUGAAGUGGACAACUUUGCGCUCUCUCUGUCCCUCCAUCCCUUCCUGUCUCUUUCCCCUCAUGCUCCUGGUCAAUUUCAAGUAGCCAAUGGAUCAGCUCUCGAGACCAAGGUCUCACAUCUGGUUGGUUAAGGCCCACUCAGAGCCACACACACCUCUGAGUGAAAGCUAAUGAAAAAUAUUGUGAUUUCUAAACAUACACUAUCUGCUGAAACUCAAUUCAGCCAGACACAACCUCGGCUCUAUUUGGAAAGUGAGAGUGACCACAAAGACCAUUAACACCCUACUCCUUUUCAAAAUAGUAGAAAAUAUGCACGCAGGAAUGAAACUGGGCAUUUGAAACCCUCUUUUAGUGAGGUGAAGAGGGACCAUUUCACAUUUUUUGGACUUGAAAAGGAGUCCCGCCACUUGCCAACCAUCUGGUGACGAUUAUGGGUUAUAAAACAGCCACAAAGGAGCUCCUUUUCCUCUGACUGCAGACUGAAAAACAAUAGAGACGUCUGGAACCCUAAAUAAUGGAACCUUAAAUCUCUUACCUACCGCCUGACUACACUCAGGCAACUAUUUUAGAAAUUACUGACAAUGGCCACGGCCUGUGGAGGGUCUCUUAUCUACCCAACAAAAAUCCAGGUAACCUGUACAGGUAUACAGACCAUUGCUAUAUUGGCAGUCAAAAGUGUGCUUGAUCCACCAAGACACUGAUUUGGAAGCACAUUUUGCCCUUCUUGAGUGCAAUGUUUACACCAUUUUUCUGCUUAUAUAACUAAAAUGACCUAGAGAUCCUUUGCCUGCUAAACAUAACAAGCAACUGAAAGUUAUGCACGCACAAAAACUGUUUGAUUAAAUGUCUCAUGCAGAAGAUCUGGAAGCUUUUUAGAAAUUUUAACCAGAAGAUAGCUGAAUUUAGUUGAGCUCCCUAUGGUCAGUGGAAGAUCCCGAACUGUGUGUGCAGAGUUAAACUCUCAGAGACACUUGACUUCCUCUUGCAGCCGUCUCCACGUAACACCUUGGUGAGCCCUCCUCAGAUUUUUCCUCAAAUAAAUGUUAUAAAUAGUGCUGUGUUCUGUUCAGCGCCGUGCCGUCCUCCUCUCAAAGCCCCAAGUGAAUAUUUUUUGCACUGCCCCCCUUUUCUCUCAGUCGCACACUCACUCUCUCACACCAGCUCACCUCUUGCCUUCCCUCUCUGAAUCCUCUCUCUCUCUCUCUCGCCCUGAGACUUUCUGGAGGACUUUUUCUAGCUUGGAGUGCCUGCCAAGCAGUGAGAAGAAGCUCUCAGGAAGAGGCAGAAGACCGGUAAGGUGGACAGACACAAGUCUAGAGUAGCAGCGUCAGCAUGCGGUGUGUGAGCUUUCUCUCGGUGUGGCCCUACCUGCUGGUCCUUGGCCCGGUGGUAUGGGGCGCUCCCAGCCAGUGCCCGGCCCUGUGUCACUGCCACGGGGACCUGCAGCACGUCAUCUGUGACAACGUGGGGCUAAAGAAUAUUCCACAGGUGUCUGAGGCCACCCGUCUGCUCAAUCUGCAGAGGAACAACCUGGGCAGCCUGCCCACCGGCUCCUUCGCCAGCAGCAAGGGUCUCAUCUCGUUGCACAUGCAGCACUGCCAGCUCCGCGAGAUCGGCGGACAGGCCUUCAAGGGGCUCAAGAAGCUCAUCUACCUCUACCUGUCCAACAACGAGAUCACCAGCAUCAAGCCGGGUGCCUUCGAGGACCUCACCGAGCUCACCUACCUCUACCUGGACGGCAACCGCAUCAGCGACUUACCCAAGGGCAUCUUCUCGCCCAUGAUCAACCUGUUCAUCCUGCAGCUCAACGAUAACAAGCUGCGCGACAUCAAGCCAGGCACCUUCGCCGGAGCCAAGGACCUGCGCUGGCUGCACAUGAGUGGCAAUGAGAUGAGCUCGCUGCAGCCGGGCUCUCUGGACGAAGUAGAGAACCUGGCCAUCCUGCACCUUGACAGGAACAGGCUGUCCACCUACCCCAGUCUGGCCAUGAGCAAGCUGAGAGUGGUGGAGGAACUGAGCCUGGCCAAGAACCCCCUGAGAAGCAUCCCUGACAACGCCUUCCAGAGCUUCGGACGCUACAUGGAGAAGCUGCACCUGGACGGCAUGGGGCUGGAGAAGUUUUCUGACGGGGCGUUCAACGGCAUGACGGCCAUCAAGUCUCUGCACUUGGACAACAACAAGCUCAAGUCCCUGCCCAAGAGCCUGGAGUUCACCAGCAUCACCAACCUCACGCUCGCCAACAACCCCUGGAGCUGCACCUGCACGCUAGCCCCUCUGCGCAAGUGGAUGGAUUCUAGCCGCCAGCGCCCUGAUGCGCUCUGUGCCGCUCCGUCCUCACAGAGAGGAAAGCAGAUCAGGGACAGCUCUGCCUUCAGCGACUGCACAGUUAAGACAAAGAGAGCCAAGAAGGGCACGCGCCAUUAAAACACAGGAGACGCUGCCUGAGGGGAAAGGCCUGUCCAGGUGACGGGCUCGGUACGUGUGCAGAGUAAGAAAGCGACGCUAACUGCUACUUAAAGACCGUCCAUCUCACUAUCUGUCAAAUAUCAUGCAUCCCACAACCAACAUUCAGACGAGCAGCCAUGUUGACUCUCCUCCUCUCGCUCUCCCUAAAGCCAGCUUUACACCCUCACCUCUCAGGACCCCAUCACCUGCUGCCACAGCAACGGCCUGCAUCAUCCCCCAAGCCCCCCCUAACAACCUUCCAAAUGGAAUGUUCCAGGCCAGGUCUCCCUUAAUUUAAUGUGGUUCACUCGGUUGGUCAUGUCUCGCUUCUCCCAUGAGAAAUUCUGUCAGACUGAGAAAACAACAUCCACUGUGGACUGUGACCGUAAAACGGACCUUGACAUAUUGUGACUUGACCCGACUCCUCUCAAAACUCUGACCAAAGGUAAGUGACACAACACAGCGCAGGCUGCUAAGGACUUUUUCUGAAAGGGUUUAUGAGAUAAUGGAGCAACGGCAAGUUGAAAAGGAACAUAGUCAGACAUGACAAAGAGAGGAGUCCAGUUGUCCAGCGGUAUCUUUCGUUUAAAGACUGUCCUUUGUAUGUAUUCAAUCUCCCAAGAGAUACGCAAAAAAAAAAAUCAUCCUUACAUGAAUGGAGGUUGGAAGUGUUUGCAGUGCCUUUAGGUCUGUUAUCACAGGAGGACAUGUUGUACAGUUCAAAAUGGAUUAGAGAAUAGGUAGCAGAGGUGUCAUGUCUGAGUCUUUGACUAAAUAAUAUAAUAUACUAAAUAUUUAGCCUUUUCCACACCCCCACUCCCACUGCUGUGGCAAUGCUUACACUGUGUGACAUUUCAUUUAAAGUAAUUGAUUUACAUUGAAAACAAGAUACUUUCUACUGCUAAAUCAAUGGAUUAUCUAUAGGCAUUGAAGACUUCCCAAACUCUGGGAGCAUGUAGGUACCCCCCUUUUCCUUUCAUAACUCUUAAUAUUUGACUCUUCAGCACCUUUUUUUAAUGUAUAUUGAACAUCAUAUUUUGGGGGGACAUCUAACAAAUAAAUAUGUAACCUUGUC
Molecule: messenger RNA, 4374 nt
Organism: Oncorhynchus tshawytscha (Chinook salmon)
Lineage: Eukaryota; Metazoa; Chordata; Actinopteri; Salmoniformes; Salmonidae
Product: chondroadherin
Exons: 4
Coding region: 2187-3278 (363 amino acids)
Cellular component (GO): extracellular matrix
Molecular function (GO): protein binding
Source: RefSeq, a predicted model, not a curated record